CGCCUGGUCGGAGCCUCCCCGCCUCGCGUCCCGGCUUUAGGCAGCCUAGAGCCAGAGAAGGAGUAGCGGCGGCGGCUACCCGGGGAAUGCGCUGAAGAUGGCGGCCGGCCGGAGAGCGCCGAAGAGCGGCUUGCUGGAGCUGCGAGCGCCGGGCGAGCAGUGGCUGCGCGUCCUGGUCACUCUUUCGGAGGACUUCCUGAGCGUCACCCCCAGCGGCAAGGGUGCCGAGGAGCCGCUGCAGCCGCCGCCCAGCCCGGUGCAGCUGAAUGGCGGCGAGCCGGGCGCCCUCGUCCCGGACUCGCUCACCAACAUCAAGCGCACGGUGCGGAUCGUGAAGCAGGAAGUGGGGGGGCUCGGCAUCAGCAUCAAAGGUGGUCGAGAGAAUAAAAUGCCCAUCCUGAUCUCCAAGAUUUUUAAGGGGCUAGCUGCAGAUCAGACCGAGGCACUGUUUGUAGGUGAUGCCAUUCUUUCGGUCAAUGGUGCUGACCUCUCUGAUGCGACACAUGAUGAGGCUGUGCAGGCCCUGAAGAAGACCGGCAAGGAAGUGGUACUGGAAGUCAAAUAUAUGAAGGAAAUCUCUCCCUAUUUUAAAAAUUCCUCAACUGGAGCAACUGUAAGUUGGGACUCCUCACCAGCCUUUCAGAAGCAAGCUUCUCCUGCCCUUUCCUUCCGAGAUCUCAAAGAAGGGAAGAAUGUCCCAUUAAAAAUGUGCUACAUAUCAAGGAAAUGUCUCCCUAAUGAUCCAGAAAACAGAUACCUAGAAGUGUGCUCAGCAGAUGGACAGAUUCCCUUGUUUCUUCGAGCGAAGGAUGAAGCAUCUGCCCAAGCAUGGUUCAGUGCCAUUCAUAGCAACAUCAGCGCCCUGUUGCCAAGAGUCAAAGAGGAGCUGCGGACCUUGCAGUCUGGAAUUACCAUUGCAGGAAGCAGAGACAUCAAGCACAUUGGCUGGCUCACUGAACAGCUUCCUGGUGAUGGGACAAAGAACAUCCUUGCCAUCCUUACAGAGAAGGAGCUUCUUUUCUAUAGCAGUUUCCCACAAAGCAGAGAUGCCCUGAAUAAGCCAAUGCACAGCUUCCCUCUCAUAGCCACCAGGCUGGUGCACUCCGGCCCCUCCAAGGGCUCCCUUCUGUAUGAUUCAGAGCUCUCCUUUGCUUUGCGGACUGGAACCAAGAAGGGUGUGGAGACCCACCUGUUCAGCGUGGAGACGCACCGGGACCUGGCCACGUGGACGAGGAUGCUGGUGGAUGGUUGCCACAAUGCAGCCGAGUGUGUCCAGGAGGUGUCAACAGCAUGCACAUGGAACGGGCGGGACUGCACCUUGUCCAUCCACAUUGAGAAGGGCUUCACCAUCUCCACCCUGGAGCCAGGCCACACCAAAGUCAUCCUGCUGCAGCAGCCUUUUGAGAGGCUGCAGAUGUCCUCGGACGACGGGGCCAAGAUGCUUUACUUGGACUUUGGCAGCUCAGAAGGAGAGAUUCAACUAGAUCUUCAUUCCUGCCCUAAAACCAUUGUCUUCAUCAUCCACUCAUUCCUCUCUGCCAAAGUGACCCGGCUGGGGUUGCUGGCAUAGGGACAUGGAGCAAAAUCUGGAGAAAACCAAGACUUCAUGUGAUCUAUGCACUAUGCUUCAUCGCAAAAGCAAGAUUUUAAGAUGCCACUGCAGACCGGAGCAAGGACUACUGGUGUUAAGAAUCAACAGCCAAAGGAAACCAUUAGACCUCCAGGACAAGUGAUGGAAACGAAUGGAUGGGCAACCAUCUAGGCUCUCCAGCCCGAGGAAGAUACAGUCCAUGCAAUAAUGUUUCCCUAUAAACUUGCCCAUCAGCACAUGGCGUCCCUAAAGAACAUCACAGCUUGGAAAACUGGAUUGCUGAAGAUGUACCAACCCAGUUCUGCCGUCACAUUAGUGCCUUGAAGAUAUAUAUGUAAUAUAUAUAUUAAAAAAUCUGUUUGUAUCAAGGUUUUAUAUUUAUAUAGCUCAAUUUAUGAACCUGAAAGCAAUGCUGGCUUGGUGGCAUUUUGCUCUGCAUUUUUCACAUCAUUUUAGAAAGAGACUCCAAUCCUGUGCACAAUCUACCUGGGAGUAAGGCCCACUGAAUAGAAUGGGAUACGCUUCUGAGUAAACGUGCACCGCAUAGAUCUGAAACAUGAUAAAAAAUUAAGCCAGAUCUCCCAAUUUUCCAUAGUUCCUAAGAUCUGGAGAACUCAGCCAUUUUUCUUACAUUCAACAAUAGGCUGAAAGUGAGUAGAAUGGAUUUGCUGAAUUAUUCAAAUUUUUGGAAAUAGUUACAGAAGCCAUAUUUAAUUUGAAAAGAUAAGGCUAAUGAUUUUUUUUCUUUUGCUUCUUUAAUUUUCUUUUUCAAUAUAUGUUAUAACUGGCAGUGCUCUUGACCAGGGGAAACAAUUAGUUUUAUGAGUUAAAAGUCAUGCAUGAAAUUACCUUUAUUUUGUUUUCCUUUUGGUGAAAAUAAAUAUAGAUUACUAAAUAUGACUAAAGCAAAGCUUGUUAUCCAAUUUGUCUUGAAAACAACAUUUGGAGUUGCUCACUAAGCCUGAAAUUUACCAGUUUUUCCCACAACAACAGCUUUCUCAUUGCAAUUUAAUUUUAAUUGAAACAGUUUUCUGGCUGCCUACUAUAUACAUGACUAUUAUCAAACUAAUCAGAGUCCUGUUGUUCAGUAAUGUUAACUUUGAUAAAACUGCCCACUUAACUUUUAUUUGGAACUGUUCUAAUUUGCUCUAAUUACGUUAUUAGUCAAACACCAUUUAUAGGGGGAAGUGAAUUGGUAUACAUUCUAAGCAGAUUCUUCCUAUCAUUUGGAACACUAGCUGUGCUCAGGCAAUGUCAGCACUUAGGGCUCUGCUCUCCCACUCGAUGUAAGUGUAAUCAGGUGAGCUAGAACACUCAGAAUGGGGAUCCUAUAAGUGAAGCUCCUGCUCUGUGAAGCUGCAUUAUACCAUGUCCAGUCAAUGGUCUGCCUAGCUCAGUCUUUUCUUCUGAGUGGCAGGGACCCAUCAGGGUCUUGGGGCCACACCAGCAGAGAUUUUACAAACCUGUGAUGAAUAUUCCCUUCUUUUGAAUAAAAAGAAAUGCCGCUGAAGAAUUAGUAGGCAUCUGAUCAGGAGGGCAGUGAGGAGAUUAUUUUCCCAGCCACACCACUUCCCUGCUCUAAGUGGGGCAAUGAGCUGCAUAUUCCUCAUUGGCACAUAUCUACAAGUACACUAAUUUUCUGUAACAGUAAAUGGCAGCUGAGUGUGGGGUGGGGAGGGAGAUGUUUAGAUGAGAAGCACUAUGCAGGAAAGGUUUAAAACACAAACAAUGCAGCCGUUGUACCAAUGGCUUCUUUUACAAUUAAAAGGAGACUGGUAGAUGGAUCUCUGCCUAGUCUAAUUUGGCCCUCAGACCAUAUCUUUCCCAGCUUUUCUACCAGACAGUUAAACUACAUAUUACUUUAAAGCCAAACAUAUCAGUUACAGCUUUGCUAUUCAAAAGUGAGCACAGGAAACUGGAUCCAGAUUGGAGGGAAGGAGGCACAAAAACUUUGUCCCCUUCUGCUGAUCUUCAGGGGGAAACACACACAAAAGGCCUACUAACCCCAUGCUAGAUUCCUGAUCUAGAUUAUGUCCUGUGUGCUGAACUUUCUGGUAAAAGCAGUGGCAUUGGCUGAUGAUGGGGAUUGACUCUGGAGCCUUCUGUAUGCAAGACAUGUGCUCUGUACCGAGGCAAUUUGCAUGCACAGAUUCCCAGCUCUGAAACUUUCUGCAUCACAUCAAUAUUCACCAGAACCCAAAAUAACACUGCAACAAAUGGAUUAUUGUGGCUAAAUAAACAUGGUUCAGAGAGAUACUAUCAUAGUGCAGCUAUGACAACAGCUUAACUGACAGGAUAAAAGUGAUGGCUUGUGGAGAUUUGCACCAUAUGCCUGCGUGUAUGUGUGUGUUUGUGUCUCUGUGUGUAACAAUAGGUGGGCGAGCCAAAAAAUAUAUAUUUUGGAAAAGACAUUUGGAUCAGAGUAUUCCCACUGCUAGGAAAGUCUAGAUAUCAGUGAAGUGUGCAGCAUUAAGAGCAGACAUACUGAGAUCCUUCAAAAUCACAGUCAUUGCCUUAAUCUCUCUCUUGGUUGGCAUAAGUGAUCCAGCUGUUUCCACAUCUGAUCCUGGAUAUCUGUCACAAGGAAACUUUAGAAUCCUGCCAGAGAAAACACGGCAACUUCCAGUGCUGACUCCUUCCUGGAAUGGCAGUGCUUUAUUUGAUACUCAGUGCAGUGGACCAUGAGCUGGCUAGUGAGACCUCUUAAUUCUGACCUGUACUUCUUGCUUCUCAAGUGUUUGGAGAAGUCAUGGUCUCACCCACCCAACAGCAAGAAGCCCUCUCCAAAUAAUCCUAGAGGCGAGAAAAGGAGUUAGGCUUAGUGCCUACUUACCAUUGAGGAAAUGGCAUUAAGGCAAAACUGGAGUAGUGGAAGUUGGUCAGUGCCCUGUUUAGAACUUUGUUAGCCAUAAUUAGCAGAAAUAGAAUAAAUUAGACCAAUGUUUCUGUUCUUUUAUAUAGGUUAAAGAAUUCACCUUGGGUGUAAAAAUUUGAGUUUCCUCCUCCUCCUCCUCCUACUACUACAUACACUCAGGACAAUUCUCUGUUCAUCUCAUUCAGAGCUCAACCUAACAUGAUUUGAUGGUAAUACAUUCAACGCAAAAUUACACCAGAAUAAAACAAACUACCACCCAACAGACACACACACACACACAGAGAUGAAAUUGCAUUGCUGUUUGUUUUUGAUUUACAGAAACAUCAGCACCUGGAAGUCAUGCUACCUUCUCUGCAUUUAAGCUGAAUUCAGUGGAAGAUCUCCAGUUCUUACACUGUACAAACUCCCUUCAAAAUCUCAGUGUACUUUGAAAUUAAGACAUACAAGGUAGGGCAAUGCACAUGUAUGUCCAAAAGCAAGUUGAUGCGAAACUGAACAAUUCCUGGACUCACUGAGCACUGCAAGAUGUGGCUUGAAUGUGGGAACUGCUUGAUUUUUUUUUAGAUACAGUAGAACUAUCUGUAAAUUUAUGAAAUAAAUAAAUGUUAUUUCCUCGUCCA
Molecule: messenger RNA, 5086 nt
Organism: Varanus komodoensis (Komodo dragon)
Lineage: Eukaryota; Metazoa; Chordata; Lepidosauria; Squamata; Varanidae
Gene: SNTA1
Product: syntrophin alpha 1
Exons: 8
Coding region: 98-1570 (490 amino acids)
Cellular component (GO): neuromuscular junction; sarcolemma; dystrophin-associated glycoprotein complex
Molecular function (GO): protein binding; structural molecule activity
Source: RefSeq, a predicted model, not a curated record